Molecule: messenger RNA, 4611 nt
Organism: Metarhizium robertsii ARSEF 23
Lineage: Eukaryota; Fungi; Ascomycota; Sordariomycetes; Hypocreales; Clavicipitaceae
Product: cis-Golgi transport protein particle complex subunit
Exons: 3
Coding region: 1-4611 (1536 amino acids)
Biological process (GO): intra-Golgi vesicle-mediated transport; early endosome to Golgi transport
Cellular component (GO): TRAPPII protein complex
Source: RefSeq, a predicted model, not a curated record
AUGGAACAGCAGUCAUCGACGUCAAAAGUGACAGUCGAGUACUUCGAUCCUCACCAUGUCUACAAGCUUCUUGCGCCUGGCCUAGUCCCUCGAUUGCCAUUGCACAACCUCCACUGGCAGUCGCAUGCCGGACCUCUCCGAUCCAUCGACACCCUACAUGUUGAUUUGGUGCCAGGCGAUGCCUCGCAGCCACCCGAACCCGCGGCUCCCAAGUCAAGGCGGUCUACGAAUGCCUCGCGUGACGAUGGCUUCCAAACACAGCAAGUAGGCGGAGAGGCCAGCUCGACGGACACGGUUGACGAGCGGGCUGCGACGACCAAGACCUCAUCAGGCCAGCGGCGCCAUCAGAUCCCCGGCCUGCGCAGCACCCCCUAUCUCAAAGUGCUCCUGGUACGGUGCGACGACAACGAUUCAUACAAGUCCACGGUGAGAGCAGAGGUUCGCGAGUGGAUCAAGGAGCACACGCCGCCGUCGAGUUCGUCCAAAAAAGCCAGCAAUCAGGAGAAGCACGAUGCCUUUGAGUGGCUCAUAUUGCAUGUCGUCAUCCCCAAUACUGUGGCUGCCACUCAACCCCGAAACACUGGAAGCAAGGGUGAAGGGGGUUCAGCGGAAAAGGCAUCAACUACUUCACGAUGGAGACCAGGGUCAACGCCAUUGAUGGAGAAGUUUCGAUCAGAUUUCAACUCGUCUAGUAAAGGCGCACCAGACCGUGUUGCCCAGAUUCGCAUCGGCAUCAACGAUGUGCCGUACGACCUACUGCCAAGGGUAGUUCCUGCUGUGCCGUCUGGAUACUCGGAGACAGAGCAAGAUGCAGAGAAUGCAUGGAACGAGCUGAUGAGCAAAUUCAAGAGCUUAAUUCUGAGCUCUUUUGAUAUGCGAGUAACACAAUAUGAGGAGGAUAUUAAAGAAAAGGACGGUCAAAGAAGUCUACCCGGCUGGAACUUUUGUACCUUUUUCAUCCUGAAGGAGGGUUUGGCACGCGGGUUCGAGAAUGUUGGUCUUGUCGAGGAUGCCCUCGUCGGAUACGACGAGCUGAGCGUUGGGCUUGAUUCAGUCAUUCAAGAACAAGUCGAGAGCGGAGCGCCGGAGAAGCACGGCGGCGCCAUGUUAACAUAUACGGAAGAGCUGCAAAGGAUGGCCAGGCAAGUCUUAACGGAGCUAUCAGGGGACGCCGGUGAUGAGGUAGCCGUGGACUUGCAAAGGCAGGAAACGGCCUCAACCGACGCCGACGAUAUCCCCAUCAGCUCAUCGAAUAAGGCCUACCGCGACAUGAUUCUUGCCAACAAAGUGUCAGUUUUUGAUUUCAGAUGUUACAUCUUCUCAAGGCAAAUAUCACUACUCCUUCGUUUGGGUAAUGCAUUUGCAACACGGGAAGAAUUGCUGGCCAAGUUGAUGGAUCAGCGCAAUUCAAUUCUCCAUGGCGUGGCGCCGCUCCUACCGCCCAUGAAUAAUGACGAUGGACCUGAAAAUUUGGGCAUGCUCUCUGAGGUAUGCCGACGGACUUUGGAGUUUAUUCCAGUAAUAUCCCAAGUGAUGCGCCAAGAUAUCACCGCCUCUUUGUUAAAUGAUGCCAAUUCCAAUACUGCAGAAAAUGCACAAGUGACGACCUUGGAUCCAAUGUUGCUGGAGACGAUGGACAACAUGGUUGCAUCGUUUGCAUUUACCAUUGCCCAGCAGAUUCUCGUCCAAACGUCGACCAAAGCGCUGCCUAUCCCACUGCCGACCUUGGUCAUGGAAGACGGAGCCGAGCCAAAGUCAUCAAUCCCAGAACCGAAGACUAUGCUACAUCCAGCGAGAUCCUCGUCAUUGCAAGCGCAGCCGUCAUCUCGGCCACCUUCUAACCCCAACUUUCCCGGUCCUGGCAGGAAACCGAGUCUCGCAGAACCUGAGUCACAGACGUCGUCGUUCCUCAAAGUUGGGCUUGAAGAAUUGGCUGCUCGUCGUGCGGAGCUGUACAUGCUAUCCAGGAGAAUAUUAGAAGGCCUGGGCAAAAAGCGCGGCUGGUCCAACGGCUGGGAUGAAGCACCAUUGGUUGGUGAACCUGGGCUUGACGGCAUGGAAGAAAUCAGUCUCGAUGAUGGUGGUGCUGGUGGUGGAUGUGGCCGUGGUUCGAGCAUUGGAGGCAAAUCUAGCACAGAAUCUACUGCACCUUCAAUCGCUGGUAUUGACAGUCAAAUCCUGCGGACGGCCACCGAUAACACAGUCGACUUUUAUCGUCUAUACGAAAUUCUCACUGGCAAAGCUAGCCACCACUUUGCCGUUGCCAAUCAUGUUCAUUCCGUCACGACUUGCAAAGCUGAUCUGGCCAUGCUCAAAUUUCACACGAAAGAAUACAAGGCUGCCACAAAACACUUCGAAGAGGCCACUCCAUUCUUUGCAGAAAAUGGCUGGUCACUCUUGGAGCUAUCUCUGCUAGUCAUGUACUGCCAGUGUCUAAGCGAGCUCGGGUCCAACGAUCACUAUGUCAAUGUUGCGAUGACGCUUCUCAUCAAGUCGUGUGCCGCUGAAAGAGAACGACGGGAGCGGAAGGCUGCCGUAGUAGCGCUGCCAAAGACCCCCAUUCUCGAUAGCUCGCCUACCAAGCAGGUCGCGGCCAAACUAUUUGCACUGACUUCAAAUCUCUCCUCAGAGGUCAAGGUGCCCCUAUCAAAAUUCUUCAUGGACGUUGAGUUGGAAGGAACACCCGUAUACCACGACCGCAAAGAUGGGUUCUCGUUAAAGAUUCAACUCAGGAGUCUGCUGCCAGAGAAGCUGACGCUGGAUUCCGCGAAGUUGAGAAUAACAUGUACAGAUGGAGGACCACGCAGAGACAUCAACUUGGAAGUCGACGAGGAAAUUGUUCUCUCUCCAGGCAAGAAUUCAAUCUCUGUAGCGUGCAAUUCCGUCAUUCCCGGAAGCUAUCGUGUAAGCCGGCUGGCUUUGGUAUCCAGCAAACUAUUUCUCCACCACGAACAAGAUGUCAACUCUUUGCCUCCCCGUACGAGCAGCAUCUUCCAAGAUCCCGAUGUGACCUUGUUUCAACGCCCCAAUGCGCUUGACGUGCAGUUGACGGCCAGCAGACACAUAAGCCUUGGCAAGAACAACGCGCUUGAUCUCAUCAUUCGUUCUGGGUGGAACACCUUGAAGAGCUGUGAAGUCAAAAUCCGACCAACAACCGGUGGUCUCCGUCUGUUGACCACAGAAGCAAAACUUGUCGACGAAUCCAUCCAAUUUGCGAAACGCCCAGAAUCGGGGGCGCUUUUCUUCGGUCCGAUGGAGGAGGCGGCAUCCAUUACUGUGCGCUUCCCUUACUCCAUUGAGCAGGAUCUGGGCGACGUUUCAGUCAAGGUAGAGGUUACAUAUGUAACAACAAGUGACGAAUCAUUCCAGCUCGCAAAGUCGAUCAUGAUUCCGGUCUCGCUAGCAGUUGGGGUGAAUGUACAAGACGUGUUCAAACAUAAUGCGCUGUUCUCGCGGUUCAACGUGGACACUGCGUCCUCCAGCCCACUGCGACUAUUCAAGAGCGAGCUUGUGGAGUCGGAGCUGUUCGAAUCCUCGUUUGGCAUCCCGCCAGCCAAUACAGUCAUGGUUUUCCCAAAACAGCAUGCUACAUUACUCUAUAAAGUAAAGAGGAAGGAGGGGGCAAAGGUGGCUGCACGAAGCGGCAGGAUAAUGCAUCUCAAGUUAUACUACAGCGUGCUGCAGACGGAGAUAGAGGAGCGCAUAAAAGAGUCGAUUCUAGAAGGACUCAAAGACACGCCGCUGGAGCUGUAUUCCAAGGUGACAGCGGCGCGCGUACUGGAGGAAACAAGGAACGGGCUAGAGGCCCACGAUCUAGAACGAGCAGCACUGGUGGGCGAAGUCACAACAUCGUAUCUAGAGAAGGCCCGGUGGGCACAUCACUUGCGUGGCCUUGGAUGUGUGCCCGGCACAAGGGACGAUGCGACGACAAAAUUGGCCGAGUUUCUCGACGAUUGGCAGAGGAAGCACCCUCGCAUGACCCUCCCGACGGGCACACCAGACGAACCAUGGUCCAUUGUCAUACCCGUCGAGGUCCCGUCCCUCUCCGUUGUCCACACAGCCGACAUUCGCAUCGAGCAAUCUCUCCUAGACCACCUUGAGGGACCCUCAGCGGGCGCUCCAGCAGCCUCGGUGAACCAAGUCCUUCCGGCGACGCUCCACCUCAAAUGGACACGCAUAUGGGACACUGACGCGCUGGCUCGGGAGGACGAAGAGUUCAGCUACGAGGUCACGGCGCCCAGCGACGCCUGGCUCAUUGGCGGUCGUCGAAGGGGACACUUUGUCAUCCCCGGGGGCAAAGCGCCCAGCACCAUGUCGUCAACUGCAGAGACGGAGGCCGAAAUCCCGCUGGUGCUGAUCCCCCAGAGGGAAGGCUAUCUGCCGUACCCAACGGUGGAAAUUAGGGAUGUGCCGCCGGCGGAGGGACACAGAGGAGCAGCGAGCACAACUGCGCCGUGCGAGGUGGACUGGAGGAAUCUGGGCGAGACAGUGAGGGUGAUUAGCGAGAGGAGGAGCGUGACAGUGAGCUUGGAUGCCAGUGGGCCGGGGGGAGGGCCGUUGGUAUGUGAAAGCGAGGGCAUGAACAGGCAGAAGGGCAGGAUAGUGGCAUGA